CUGACGAUCCAGCUUCAGUUUCAUGACAGGGAAUGUAAACAGUGGGACCCAACUGAUGAAUGGCCUAGAUGUUCACACGGGUUCUACGUAAUUACGUCUGCUGGAAAAGAUUCGCGCGAAUCGUCCUGGCAAUUUUGUAAACCAUGCAUUUUCCACUUGGCGGCAGCGACAAGCAUUUGAACGUCUCCUGCACAGAAGCCGCUGCUGGCCGGGCGGAGUUGCAGAAGCUACGGUUUCGUACUCUUCCAAAUGGAGCUUUCCGCCAUGGAUUUAUCGAACACGCCAUUUCUUAUAUAUAUCCCAUUCUCGCGACUCUUCUACGAUCUCCUUCUUAGAAGAGCGCAGGAGCUCAUCUGGCUUCUCACACCUCCAUUUCUAGGGUUUGGUGGAAGCUUUACAGGAUUUUGGCCCCCCUCUGAUGUUUCUAAAGUGGUUUUGAAGUGAUUAAAGCGAAAUUCAAGUUUCUUCCGACUCUUUCUUAACAAAUUUCUGGGUUAGUUGAAACUAAAGAGGAGGCAAUAUGGUUGAGAAAACUGUUGCCCUCGAAGCUGUUAGCAAGGAAGCUGUUGAUCUGGAAAACAUCCCCCUUGAAGAAGUUUUCGAAAAUCUUAAAUGCACACGAGAAGGUCUGAGCACUAGUGCGGUUCAAGAACGGUUGGAAUUGUUUGGAUACAACAAACUUGAAGAGAAAAAGGAAAGUAAAUUUUUGAAGUUUUUGGGAUUUAUGUGGAAUCCUCUAUCAUGGGUGAUGGAAGCUGCAGCCAUCAUGGCAAUUGCUCUUGCAAAUGGAGGGGGAAAGGAUCCAGAUUACCAUGAUUUUAUUGGCAUUUUGACAUUACUUGUGAUCAACUCUACCAUUAGCUUUAUAGAAGAAAAUAACGCUGGAAAUGCAGCUGCUGCACUUAUGGCUCGGCUGGCUCCAAAAGCCAAGGUCCUACGAGAUGGGAAAUGGAACGAGGAAGAUGCUUCUGUGUUGGUUCCAGGCGAUAUUAUUAGUAUUAAACUUGGCGACAUUGUUCCUGCUGAUGCACGUCUUCUUGAAGGAGAUCCUUUAAAAAUCGAUCAGUCUGCUCUUACGGGGGAAUCACUGCCUGUGACCAAGAACCCUGGUGAUGGGGUGUACUCUGGGUCGACAUGUAAGCAAGGUGAAAUUGAAGCCGUUGUCAUUGCGACAGGAGUUCACACUUUCUUUGGGAAAGCAGCUCAUCUUGUGGACAGUACCACGCAUGUUGGGCAUUUUCAGCAGGUUUUAACUGCAAUUGGGAACUUCUGUAUUUGCUCCAUUGCUGUUGGGAUGGUAUUUGAAAUUAUUGUCAUAUACGGGAUUCAAAAGAGGAAAUACCGUGUUGGUAUAGAUAACCUUCUAGUGCUUCUUAUUGGUGGGAUCCCAAUUGCAAUGCCAACUGUUCUUUCUGUUACGAUGGCCAUUGGAUCACAUCGCUUAUCCCAGCAGGGCGCUAUAACAAAGAGAAUGACGGCUAUUGAGGAAAUGGCUGGCAUGGAUGUGCUUUGUAGUGAUAAAACUGGAACACUAACUCUGAAUAAGCUUACUGUGGAUAGGAAUAUGAUUGAGGUUUUUGCUAAAGGUGUUGACAAGGAUGCAGUUGCAUUGAUGGCUGCAAGAGCUUCAAGGUUGGAGAAUCAGGAUGCUAUUGAUGCUGCGAUCGUUUCAGUAUUGUCUGACCCUAAGGAGGCACGAGCUGGAAUUCGAGAGGUUCACUUCCUUCCCUUCAACCCAACUGACAAGAGAACGGCACUCACAUACUUAGAUAGUUCUGGUAAAAUGCACAGAGUGAGCAAGGGAGCGCCAGAGCAGAUUCUUAAUCUGGCGUGGAACAAGUCAGAUAUCGAACGGCGUGUACAUGGAAUAAUUGACAAAUUUGCAGAUCGUGGUCUCCGAUCUCUUGCAGUUGCUCGCCAGGAAGUUCCUGCUGGUACUAAAGAAAGUCCAGGAGGGCCUUGGGAAUUUGUUGGUCUUCUCCCUCUGUUUGAUCCCCCUCGCCAUGAUAGUGCUGAGACAAUUAGAAGAGCUUUAGAUCUUGGAGUGAGUGUUAAGAUGAUCACAGGUGAUCAAUUGGCAAUUGCGAAGGAAACCGGGCGGCGUCUGGGAAUGGGUACAAAUAUGUAUCCUUCUUCAUCUUUGUUGGGUGAAAGCAAGGAUGAGUCAAGUUCAGCUCUACCAAUUGAUGAACUUAUUGAGAAAGCCGAUGGUUUUGCUGGGGUCUUUCCUGAGCACAAGUAUGAGAUUGUGAAGAGGCUGCAAGCUAGAAAGCACAUCUGUGGAAUGACUGGUGAUGGGGUCAAUGAUGCGCCUGCGCUUAAGAAGGCAGACAUAGGAAUUGCUGUGGCAGAUUCAACCGAUGCUGCUCGAAGUGCUUCUGACAUAGUUCUAACAGAGCCUGGACUGAGUGUAAUCAUUAGUGCCGUUUUAACAAGCCGUGCAAUUUUCCAGAGAAUGAAAAACUACACGAUUUAUGCUGUGUCUAUUACUAUACGUAUUGUGCUAGGAUUUAUGUUGCUGGCUCUGUUCUGGAAAUUCGACUUCCCUCCUUUUAUGGUUCUUGUCAUUGCUGUUCUUAAUGAUGGUACUAUAAUGACGAUCUCCAAGGAUAGGGUCAAACCUUCUCCACUUCCUGACAGUUGGAAACUCUCUGAAAUUUUUGCAACUGGAGUUGUCCUGGGCACUUAUAUGGCUCUCAUGACAGUUAUAUUCUUUUGGCUAGCUUAUGAGACUAAUUUUUUUGCGGACAAUUUCAAAGUAAGAAACUUCAACAAGGACAAGAUUCAAACAGACGAGGAAGCUAAAAGGAACAAGGAAAUGUUGGCAUCUGCUGUGUAUCUUCAAGUGAGCACCAUUAGCCAGGCAUUAAUAUUUGUUACACGCUCUAGGGGCUGGUCUUUCUUGGAACGGCCGGGUCUUCUUCUUGUUGUCGCCUUCAUAAUCGCCCAAAUGAUUGCCACUGUAAUGUCUGCCACUGCAACAUGGGGCUUUGCUGGGAUAAGGAAAAUCGGUUGGGGUUGGACUGGGGUUAUUUGGCUCUACAAUCUUGUUACUUAUUUGCCACUUGAUCCUCUAAAAUUCUGCGUCCGGUAUGCUCUAAGCGGAAGAGCCUGGGACCUGGUUCUGAAUCAAAGGAUGGCAUUCACAAACCAGAAAGACUUUGGUAGGGAAGCUCGGGAGGCUGCCUGGGCACAUGAGCAGCGGACGCUCCAUGGCCUCCAAUCACUAGAGAUGACAAGGUUCUCUGAACGCCACACUUUCAGGGACAUUAAUGUAAUGGCUGAAGAAGCUAAGAAGCGUGCAGAGAUUACAAGGCUGAGGGAACUUCACACUCUGAAAGGCCGAGUAGAGUCCUCUGCCAAGCUCAGGGGUUUAGACAUCGAUGCCAUCAACCAGCACUACACCCUCUAGAAGUGGCUCCUUUUUCUCUGAAUCUACUCCUUCAUUCUUACUACUUUUUUUUUUUUCACAUGUUUCAUAUGUAGUAUGAUCCCAUGUAAGUUCUUCUUACCUUAUUACAGUGUGAAUUCAUGUGAGGCUGAAGUAGCCCACCUUUGAUUGUGGAGAAGCAUUGGAUAGGAUUGAGUCCUCGAUUCCAAAUGGCACCCCAAUCAGUUGACCACAACCAUUCAAUUGAAGGUCUGCAAAAUGGACGACAAGACCAUCUCUUUUUAUCCGCUUGGAAUGCUCUUGAUCUUGUGGCUGUGAUUAUCUAGUUACAUUUGCAAUCUACCAUGGAUUCCUCCAUUCCAAGUGCAUUUGUUUGGGUUGACAUAGGGUCCACAUUGGAGUCGGCACCAUAGUAAGGUACAAGAAUUUCAUACUGGAUCAUACCUAUGUUUCACCCCUCAGUAGCAGUCUGGUUAAGAUGGUUGUCCUGUUUUUAUCUUUUGUUUUGUCUUGUAUUCUUUGCCUUUGGACCUUUUCAUAAUAUAAUUCUCUGCCUUUCAGAAAAGGAAAAUAAAAUUUAAUAAUAAUAAUAAUU
This is a messenger RNA of Magnolia sinica, 3986 nucleotides long. RefSeq names its product plasma membrane ATPase 1-like. Gene Ontology annotation, molecular function: ATP hydrolysis activity; ATP binding; P-type proton-exporting transporter activity. The record is from RefSeq and is a predicted model, not a curated record. The transcript is spliced from 23 exons. Gene Ontology annotation, cellular component: plasma membrane. Gene Ontology annotation, biological process: regulation of intracellular pH; proton export across plasma membrane. NCBI's taxonomy places the organism in Eukaryota, Viridiplantae, Streptophyta, Magnoliopsida, Magnoliales, Magnoliaceae. The coding region runs from base 521 to 3412 and encodes 963 amino acids.